Molecule: messenger RNA, 1801 nt
Organism: Hylaeus volcanicus
Lineage: Eukaryota; Metazoa; Arthropoda; Insecta; Hymenoptera; Colletidae
Gene: grp
Product: serine/threonine-protein kinase grp
Exons: 8
Coding region: 352-1752 (466 amino acids)
Biological process (GO): protein phosphorylation; mitotic G2 DNA damage checkpoint signaling
Cellular component (GO): cytoplasm; site of double-strand break; nucleus
Molecular function (GO): ATP binding; protein serine/threonine kinase activity
Source: RefSeq, a predicted model, not a curated record
UGGCAUCCCUGCUCCGUGUCAUCUCGCAGUUUUUCUCGUAACAGUAGUUUCCGCAAUUGUCGGAAAAAAUAUUUUAAUUUAUAAUUGCCUUUUCCUGUCAAUACGCUAUUAACGAGCUUAAUAGAAAUAGAAUCAAAGAGAAAGUUUCAAAGUUGUCCAAGUUUUCAAUUUUAAAUGUAAUUUAUCCUUGUUUUACGUUUGGUUCUGUUAAAAGCACGAUGUUUCGUCGGCACGGUUAAAACCACGUGCUUCGAAAGGCCGAUAGUUAUUAUGAAAAAUGAUCUAACUUGAGAGAAGAUUGAUUAGAAAAUAAAGAUCCUUGUCACCAUCGCAGAGUUAUGCUGAAGCAGGAUGACGGAAUUCGUGGAUGGCUGGAUAUUUGGACACGUCCUAGGAGAAGGUGCUUAUGGCGAAGUAAAAUUACUUUUAAAUAGAUCUACAGGGGAGGCUGUUGCUAUGAAAAUGAUAGAUUUAGAAAAGCAUCCAGAUGCUAGGCAAACAGUACGCAAAGAAACUGCCAUUCAUCGUAUGUUAUCUAAUCCUAAUAUUAUACAGUAUUUUGGAAAGCGUAGUGAGCCAACUAUGGAAUAUAUAUUUUUGGAAUAUGCUUCGGGUGGAGAACUAUUUGAUAGGAUUGAACCUGAUGUUGGCAUGUCAUUAUGGGAAGCACAGAAGUAUUUUAAGCAGUUGAUUUCUGCAGUUGAAUACCUUCAUAGCAAAGGAGUUGCUCACAGAGAUCUGAAGCCAGAGAACUUACUAUUAGAUGAACAUGACAAUUUGAAAGUUUCUGAUUUUGGUUUGGCAACAAUAUAUCGUAUGCAAGGCAAAGAGCGUUGCUUAGAAAGGCGGUGUGGGACAUUGCCUUAUGUUGCUCCAGAAGUAUUAUUACAUCCUUAUCAUGCUGAACCUGCAGAUGUAUGGUCUUGUGGUAUAAUUCUUGUGGCUUUGCUAGCUGGAGAACUGCCAUGGGAUCAGUCCUUGGCAGAGUGUCCAGAAUAUAUGGCAUGGAGAGAGGGGAAAUACAUGUCCUUUACACCAUGGAAAAAGUUGGAUAAUUCUUCAUUGUCUCUGAUUAAAAAUAUUCUUACGCACUCGCCAUCCUCCCGAUGUACCAUACAAGAUAUCAAGCGACACAGGUGGUUCAUUAAGAAAUUCCAAAAGUUUGGAGGUACCGAAGGUUAUAUCCGACCUGAUGAAACUGAUUCAAGGCAGGUAUUACAAGAUGAAAACUCGACGAGAUUCUGUUUGUCGCAACCUGAAUUACCUGGUGUAGAAAUUAAUGCUGUACAAAUCAAUUUGGAAGAACGACCAGGAUUCUCAUUUUCACAACCUGCUCAUAUAGAAGAUUUAUUAUUAUGUACACAAGCACAAACUAAACAAUUUACUCAACCAAGUCAGCAGAAUACCUUCCAACGUCUGGUUCGACGAAUGACAAGAUUUUUUGUUAAAACGGAAUUAGAGACAACUGUAAAAAGACUAGUAAACUGUUUAACUAAUGAAAAUUAUACUUGUCGUAUCAACGAAUGUGGCACAAUCACCAUAUCAAGUAUGGAUAGAAGAAAAAUGCCAUUGGUUUUUAAAGCAAACAUUAUCGAUAUGGAUGGGAAAAUGCUGGUUGAUUUCCGACUAUCUAAAGGCUGUGGUCUAGAAUUUAAACGGAGAUUUGUAAAAAUUAAAUCUUUGUUGGAAGAUAUAAUCUUAAAGGGUCCCGUUACAUGGCCGAUUACUGUUGCAACAGAACGCAUGUCUUAAAAAUGAUGUACAAGAUUUAUUUUUAAAUAAACAUUUUAUACUCUUGUAA